Molecule: messenger RNA, 1902 nt
Organism: Cydia strobilella
Lineage: Eukaryota; Metazoa; Arthropoda; Insecta; Lepidoptera; Tortricidae
Product: F-box/WD repeat-containing protein 9-like
Exons: 9
Coding region: 75-1484 (469 amino acids)
Molecular function (GO): protein binding
Source: RefSeq, a predicted model, not a curated record
UCAUUCAAAGCUCUUAAGUUUGUUUAAGUUAGUGAAAUGACUUUUUUGCAGGCUGAUGCAGAGAUAGUGGAAAGAUGUGUGACGUGCAGGCCCUGCAGGUGCAGUUGGCGGAUAUCGAGAAUGACAACGAGUGCAGCAGCGAGCACAGCUCGGUGUACGAGCCCGCCCGGCCGCAGCUGCUUAGCAUGCCUGUAGAGAUAUUUUUAAAGAUCUGCUCAUUCCUCGAUGCAGAUUUCCUAAGUCACACACUGGCCAAAGUAUGCACAAGGUUUGAAACGAUUCUAGAGGACAGCCACAUAUGGAAGUACUGGUACCACAGCAAGCUGGAAGGCAGCACAUACCCGCCGCUGCCGCACCUGCAGCACUGGGAGGAGAAGCCGAUUGACUGGCAGAGUUUGUGCGUGGAGUCCGCCAGUGAGAAGCGGCGGUGGGAGAACGUGCGGGAGACCAUGAAGCAUAUUGUAGUGAAGGACAUACACUUUGCGUCUGUGGACACUGUUUUAUUAGUAAAUAAUGGCGAGUUGUGCAUAUCCGGCGGGCGUGAUCGCGGCAUGGCGCUGUGGUGCGUGGCCGACAUCUCGCCCUCCGGCCCGGAGGUGGCCACGCCGAGCCGCGCGCCCGGCGGCGGCGUGGCGCACGCCGUGCUCGCCGCCACGCAGCCGAGACACAUCCGGCACGGCGCGCAUGAGGGCUGGGUGUGGGACCUGGCAGCGGACUGCGAGCACAACACCAAGUUCGUGUACUCCGCCUCCUGGGACAACUCCGUCAAGGUGUGGGACCUCAAUCGGGACUUCACAGCCGUACACUCCUUCAGAUGCGGUAUGUCAGCUCUCUGCGUGGACACCUGCAGCGACAUGGUUCUAGCCGGACUGUAUUCCAAAAGGAUCAUGGUGUUCGAUGUCCGGGUCGGGGCCGAAGCCGUUUGCAAAUACAAGCCGCACAGGGGCCCCGUGCUGGGGCUGGCCACGUCGGGGCCGCAGGUGGCGUCGGUGUCGGAGGACCGCUCGCUGGCCGUGUGGGACGCGCGCGCGCGCCGCACGCUCGUGCAGCGCCGUCUGCGCGCCGACCAGGCCUACCCCGUGUGCGUGUCCUGGGCCGGGCCCGCGCUCUACGUCGGCGACUCCAAGGGAGGGCUACAUCUGCUGCAUCCGGAGAACUUCAGCUUGGUGGCCACGCAUGAAGUUUGGCAGGAGCCGCCCUCCACGCAGCCCGCCUCCAAGAUUACGGGAUGCCUGCAGACGCCGGCCGGACUCAUCUUAGUAUCGGACCGCGGCGAGGUCAAGUUCAUGUACAACAGCUUCCCCCCGCGGGAGUACUGCAGCACGCGCACCACCGCCCCCGACGUCACGCAGGUGCGGUACCUGAACGGCAUCUUGGUGGUCGGGUCGUGCGACUCUGCGCUCGAGUUCUGGAUCCCGGCCGAGCGCUACGACUCGGCCAUCCCGACACUAGACUCGUCCUCCGACACGGCCAUCCGGCACUAGACUCGUCCUCCGACUCGGCCAUCCCGACCGCAUUUUGAUGACAUGACAUGCUGCAGCAUCUUCACUGAGGUGGAGAUGAGAUGAGAGGAGCCAUGCGGAAAUGUGGAUUACAUCCAAUGCUACUGGUCGAUUCCCGUAAAUCGCCUCUCAUGCGCCUCCGAGCCGAGUGGAAAGUCAGCCUUAUUGCGAAUACAUAAGCAAGUUGCGUUUUGAGGCUGUUGGAAUGAAAUUAGAGAGUAGGUUACCCAAUGAGACUGAAUGGUAAAAAGUGUUUUAAUACCCAAUGAGCAAUAUUUUUAUUAGAGUAAUAUACUAAUGAAAUUAAUUAAUUUAAAAUGUGUUAUGAUACUUGAAAAUAUUAACAAGCUGGAUGUUUAUACAUUUUUACAAUUACUUUUUAUUAAAAGCUAAAGUAUUA